Molecule: messenger RNA, 4091 nt
Organism: Pogonomyrmex barbatus (red harvester ant)
Lineage: Eukaryota; Metazoa; Arthropoda; Insecta; Hymenoptera; Formicidae
Product: PX domain-containing protein kinase-like protein
Biological process (GO): negative regulation of ATP-dependent activity; protein phosphorylation; early endosome to late endosome transport
Cellular component (GO): early endosome; plasma membrane; late endosome
Molecular function (GO): protein kinase activity; ATP binding; actin binding
Source: RefSeq, a predicted model, not a curated record
GACGCUGUCGCUGCGUUGUCGCCGUCACCGUGCCGUUCGCAGCCCAAUGCUGAAAUGAAGCAGAAGCGCGUCAUGUAUGGCGACGCGCGGAAACUGUGCGAGAGACGAACGCAUUCGGCCCCGUACGGGCCCUGCCUCGCGUCGGACUAACGAUCAAUGGCUUUAUUCGAGAAGAGAUACACGAAUAAAGUGCUGUUAGAUGAUACGGAGCGGCUGACGAGCGUCAUCGAAAAUGCGAGGACCAUCGACGGACAUACGGAAUACAUAAUCAAAACACAGAGAGGUCCGCUUCCUGAAAAAUCCUGGAGAGUAAGCAGACGUUACAAUGACUUCGUACAGCUCAAUGCAGCUUUGUCCAUAUCUGGCUUCGAUCUGUCACUACCGCCAAAAAGGAUUAUUGGUAACAUGGAGCCAGACUUUAUAGCUCAACGACAAAUAGCACUGCAGAAUUAUCUAAACAUAGUACUAAUGAAUCCUAUACUGGCAUCUUCACUUCCCAUGAAAAAGUUUUUAGACCCUGAGAAUUACACUGCACCAUUACAUGAAAUCGCACUACAACAAGUGUCACUAGCAUUACGGAGCGAUGCUAAUUUCGAAGUGUGCAAACCCAUCCCUGACAUGGGAUGGCGAUUGAGGAAACAUUAUUAUGUAGUGAAAAAUCGUCAGAAUCCGAAACAAGAACUUUUGCUAGCUUGGGUCGAAUUCGGCCCGGACAAGCAUUUGCAAGAUAAAGAUAUACAAGGAGUUUUCAAAACCUUAGGCUCUCUACGGCACACUUACAUCGAACCGAUAGUACACCAGCAUGUUACAGAUAAUGGGGCACUAACGAUAAGAAAUUUCUAUCCGGCGGGUACGUUACGUGAUGUUCUAUGUAUUACCAAGCCUAAACAGCCGUUUAUAAAAAAAUAUGGAAAUCCAAAACAAAUAAAGUCAUUAACAGUACAGGAAAUUGCCACAUAUGGUUAUCAGAUAUUGGAGGCUCUAGGAUUCCUCCAUGAGAAGGGAUUACCUUAUGGACAUUUACAUACGGGUAAUGUUCUUUUAACUCCGAGAUGUGCUAAAUUAUUGGAUAUAGAAAACGGGCUUCUAGGAUUACCGGCGUUUUAUCGACCUUACGUGGUACAAAGGCGCAAAUUACAUGCCACGACUCAGGUUGAUGUAUACUCAUUCGGACACGUGUUAUAUGAAAUGGCAUUUGGACGACCGCUUUUGGAAGCGACAUGUUCAGAUCUAUCACAUUGCGAGGCAAAUCUAAAAAACUUGCUGGAAGUUAUCUUAUCGCCGGAAGCUCUGAAACAAGAUUUGCCGACAGUGAUCCGACUGUUGGAACAUCCAUUCUUUGAAUCAGCAAGACGCGCUGCGUUGGCAAUUGGCACCGUAGAGAAACCAUACUUUAAACUGAGCAAUCAUUUGAAGGAGGCUUUACAAGAAGCUGUAAACAAAGCCGAACAACGAUUACGCGAUGAACAGAAAGUCGCCCGACACCAGAAGAGGCUUGUCAAGGUUCAAGAAAUGAUGAGUUCGGAAGAAGAGAUGAAGAAACGAAAGCAUAAACUAAAAAAAGAACAAAAAUUGGCACAAGAGCAACGUUCUUCCUCGCAAUUGGGUACGAACGGGACGAAGCAAAUAAAUGGUAAGAGCCCAGAGCGUUCAGACAGUCCAACAAGUACUUCCACGGCUACCAGCGUUGGAACAUUGACUCCUCCAUCGCUUCGUUCUGUGGACAUUCCGCAAGGAGAUCCUGGUAAAAAUAUUCCACCGCCACCGCCUUCCUUGCCACCGCCGUGUGAAGCAUCUGGUAGUGCGUCAAACAGUGUACCAAAAUCAUCGAACGACCGUGCCGCUUUACUCGGAAGUAUUUGCAAUUUUGACAAAACUAGACUGCGAAGGAUCACAAACGGACAUCGUUAAAGAUAUUAGGUAAAUAGAAGAAAGACUAAAACGUAGAUUUAUCUGAGAUCUAGCGUGACUGCUGUGCAAUGUCGAACAAAAAACUUCCCUUGCUUGGACAGAUGAUGUACCUGUAGGUUACUAUUGAAAUUUCAAAGUUGCCUGGAUGAUAGUUGUGCUUCUUGUGAACUCUUAAUAGUAAUUAAUAUCAUUUUAUUUCGAUCGCGAUACUUGCAUUUUAUGAAUUUUUCAAAUUUUGGUAUUUUAUUAACGCUCGCUACGUGAACAAGAUUUUAGCAUAUAAAACAUUAAGAAUAAAAUAUAUUAAACUUGUGAUAUAUAUACAUGGGCGGUAUUAAUCCCGUUUGGCCUAUUUUGCGUUUUUACGAAAUAUAAUGCAACGCUUGCUUCGCAUUAGACUUGCCGUCCAGGAACGAGCCUAAACGUACAGAAUAACCAAUCAAAAUAUUAAUUGCUUUGAAAAAUUCGCCAUCUUUACGAGUCAUUUCAUAUCGUAUUCUUCCCGUAUAUGUAUACAUUAGAGAUUACGUAAUUAAAAAAAAAGUAUUGUAUAGUGUAAUAAUAGGAAUAUAAUUGUAUAUUAUCUAAUUUAUGGAACACGCGUACAGUAAUUAUGCUGGGAGCAAUUUAAAACAUUUUUAGAUUUAUUUGGAUUGACUAUUUUAUGACUAUUCGACUAUGAAUCAAGAAUAUUCGAGAAAUUGCAUUUUCUAGUCCAACAUAUCCCCGUCUUAUACAGUUGAUAACAUUAUAGAAUUUUUUAACAUAUCUUGUUUAACGCGGGCCAAGUUUCGCGAUCGAUUUUAUAUUAUUGUUAAUCACGGCUUGUUUUUCUGUAAAAUAUAUAAUACAUAUAUCAAUUUAUUUGAAUAUAAAAAGAAAAUAAAGAAAGCAGUGAUAUAAUGCGGUGAUAGUAUAUACGUAUAUUAAAUAAAUCUUCUCUCGUAAUACUCGUUAUACUCAUCUACUGUUCUGUCUAUUCAAAGUUUAUGAUAUAUAAAUAUAUAUAAAUACAUAGUUCUCGUUCGUGUUCGUACGGUGCAAUACGAGGAUCGUACGCCGCUUUUGUAUCGCUCGUAAGACCGGAACGGUCUAGUUUUACAAAUUAAAAAACGUGCCAAGGGAUAUGCGGUCUUCGUAUUGAUAAAUAAUAUGAUAUCAACAAUUGUGUAGGCCAUAGCAUAAUCUAUUUCUAUCUGUCGAGAACAGUCAAGCAUGUGUACGUAUCAAUUUAUUUGUGGAUAUAAUGAAAAUUGUAAUAUAUAACCAUACUUUUUAAUAUACUAUGACUGUCUUAGAUAUGGCAACUGUAAUUAUGAUUCGGAUUGGAAUUCUGACACAGAUGAGGAUACAAAAAGCAUAAGAUGAAAAUAUAUAUAGGAUUUAGCUCUCUUUAGGAUCUAUUAUAGAUAUAUAUAUAUCGAUAUCAGCUUCCGAAAGGUUGUUCUAUACUCAAGAAUAUAAAAAAAUAAGCUCUUGUGUAAUUUUAUGAAACUUUAUGUUUAACGCGGAAACUUGCAGAAAGCAUUGCCAGAAUUUAAUAUUGUUAUAUUUCAUUAUAUAUUUUUUGGAAAAUAAAUGUUGAGGCCCGAAGUAUGACAGACGAAAGAUAUAAGAGUUAAUGUUUAUCGGUAACAAAAAUAUUGUUCUUUUAUAGUAAUAGAUUAUGUGCACAUAGUGAUAAAACUCGAUGACUAACGAACUCUUAAAGAGUUCUAUUGGCAUGAUUUUUACGCGUCAUUUUAGAGUUCUCUUUGCAGAAUCAUUGCCUUACACAUUUGUAAACAGGUAGUGUAUAUAACACGCAGAAAUCGUAUAGAAACCUUUUAUUAAGGGAGGGAUCAAAUUUUACGUUUACUGAUAAGAGAAAUGUCGAGUCAAAUGAUAAAACAAACAAGACAGUUUUAUUUCAGACGAUAGAGAAAUACGAUAUUUUAAUACUUAAUAAUAUAUUCAACAAAUAUAUGAUACAUACAAAUUUAUCACGUUCGAAUAGUCCCAAAAAUUUUGAUAGCAGUCCGUGUGUAUAGUAUAAAAGUAUAUGUAUUCAACAUUGUGUAUAUACGCACACGCACGGGAGCGUACAUAGAUAUGCGAUUGUCAUGAUAACAGCUGUUGUAACGACUUAAAUAUAUCGCAAUAAAUAUCCAAAAAACAAUCAUGCAUCAUCGGCGAACGAA